AUGAAGAGCACGGGUGCAUUGGAUGAGCGUACGCUCGCUACACUACAAGGUGCCCUUGGGGAGACAAGUUCACAAGCGGUAGUUGUAGCUGUCGACAGAUUGUUCCUCUCCAUUUCUAACACUUGUGCUUCUCAUGGAAUGAAUACCUUCAGGAUAUUCCAAGGAUCAUGUCGUUUGACAGCGGAUGCUAUUGUCUAUUUUGUGCGCGCUCUAUGUGCCGUUUCCAAGGAAGAGUUGAAUCAACCAGCUGCUCCGCGAAUGUUCCUUCUAGGGAAACUAGUCGAGGUGGCAUUUUAUAACAUGGGAAGGAUUCGACUAGAGUGGCGGCGAGUAUGGGAAGUGGUCGGCGAGCAUUUUAAUAUGGCUGGAUGUAAUGCGAGCGAAGUCGUAGCCCAUUAUUCUGUUGAUGCUCUCCGACAACUGGCGAUAAAGUUUCUUGAAAGAGGGGAACUGCCAAACUUCCGAUUCCAGAAAGAUUUUCUUCGACCUUUCGAGGUCAUCAUGGCAAGAAAUCGCUCUGUUCAAACGCGCGAGCUGGUUGUCGCCUGCUGUUCGAACCUGGUGGAAGCCCACGCUCCUCGGAUAAAGUCGGGCUGGCAAAACUUGUUCUCAGUUUGGACACUGGCUGCUGGUGACGUGCAAAAAGAUAUUGUCGAAGCAGCGUUUCUUGCUAGCUCCCGUGUGGUACUUUAUCAGUUCAAGGAGGAUUUUGCCUCAGUGCUGGAUGCAUUCCAGGAAGCAUUGAAAUGCUUGGCGGAGUUCGCUUGCAAUACCAAUCAUCCCGAUAUGAACAUGGAAGCUAUACGACUCAUUCGUUCUUGUGGAGAGUACGUCUCCAUUAACCAAGAGCGAAUUGUCGAAGCACCAUGGGAGGAAUCAUGGAGCGUGUCUGGAGAUCAGCGGAUAUGGCUUCGUGGAUGGUUUCCCAUCUUCUUCGAGCUGAGUUGUAUCAUAAAUCGAUGUAAGCUGGAUGUUCGUACUCGGAGUUUGACAGUGAUGUUCGAGAUCAUGAAAAACCACGGGAAUGAAUUCCGGUCUGAGUGGUGGAGGGAUCUUUUCAACAUUGUAUUCCGAAUAUUCGAUCAUGCUAAGUUGGACGAGCAUCGCGCAGAUGUGAGUUCACGAUAUAUUAUAAUCUUUGGUCAUUGA
Messenger RNA from Cylicostephanus goldi, 1149 nucleotides. The record is from the annotation of a GenBank genome assembly. Lineage: Eukaryota; Metazoa; Nematoda; Chromadorea; Rhabditida; Strongylidae.